This is a messenger RNA of Melanaphis sacchari, 794 nucleotides long. It is a transcript of the gene l(3)87Df, whose product is annotated as cytochrome c oxidase assembly protein COX20, mitochondrial. The coding region runs from base 170 to 478 and encodes 102 amino acids. Gene Ontology annotation, biological process: mitochondrial respiratory chain complex IV assembly. The transcript has 3 exons. Gene Ontology annotation, cellular component: mitochondrial inner membrane; mitochondrion. The record is from RefSeq and is a predicted model, not a curated record. Lineage: Eukaryota; Metazoa; Arthropoda; Insecta; Hemiptera; Aphididae.
UUUCUCACGAUUAAAAUAAAAAAAUAGCCGAGGAAAACCUUAAACCACUUGCCGGUGUAAAUUGCAAAGGUGAAGUAGCAGAAGUAUUUAAUUUUUUGUUCUUAGGUAACAAACUUAGAAAUAACAAUUGCAGGCUGAGAGAACUGUAAAAUAUUAUAUCCAAUUACCAAUGGCGUCGAUUUCGAGUGAUGAAGAUCACAAGCCUUUGAUGUUUUUGGGUAAAGAUGUCUCAAAAAUUCCGUGUUUUCGUAACAGUUUCUUAUAUGGCAUAGUCGGAGGAUUUACAAUGGGAAUCGGUUUUUUUUUGUGUACAAGUAGAACAUUACGAUCUACACACUUUGGAUUUGGUUCUUUUGUUACAAUAUCUUCUUUCUAUUGGGUUAUUUGCAGACACAACUAUGAUAAUACAGAAGAAAGACUAAAUGAACUGAAGGGUAUUAUCAAAGCUAAGAAGAGUGGCGCUGAUAUCAAUGACUGAACAUCAUUACACAUAUUAUAAUGAAUAAAUUAUACUCGCCGAUACCACUACAAUCUAUUUGUAUAUAUUAGUACAUAAGUUGUGUUUAGAUCGGUUUCAAAAUUGAAUUGCUUAAGCGUUUAAUAAAAAUCUCGGGGUUUGUAGUGCCUCGCAAGUACUGUUGUGUGCUCACUGCUGUAAGUACUUACUUCAAGUAUGGUAAUCAAAGGAGGUUGGAUAUAAACACACUAGAGCUUACUGUGCCUAGUUAUUAUUAUGUAGAAAUUGUUUUUGGUCAAUUAUUUUUAUAGACAAAUACAUGUUAAGUGGUUAUUAA